AUGGAAGCAACAGGACUAAUUCAAGUUCUCCAACUCUUCUAUUUCUUUUUCGUCCUGUUCGAGAUUACGUCUUGUACGGUGGAUGUUUCCUUACGUGUGGGCAAACAAGGCCCAUUCACGUAUGGCAACUUYCAUAAAAGAAUCAACGGGUCGGUUUUGACAAAGGCAGGCUCGCUUAUCUCGGCACUCGAGGUUGACAGCGACAUAGAAUGUGCAAGUUUCUGUGUGAUGAACACAGUAUGUUUGUCAGUAAAUAUUGGAUCCGAGGCAAWUAGUACUGGGAAAGUACUGUGUGAACUACUGAACUAUGGAGGAACAGACUAUCGGAACUUCCUUACUAAGAAAGAGAAGUUCUUCUUCAUGCGAAUGGAGAACAUAUGCUCCAAAAAUCCUUGCAUGUUCGAUGGUUUGGUAUGCACACCUCAACUGAAGAACUCAUAUCAACCAUACAUCUGUGAUUGCCCCGGAAACUGUAAAGGUAACAUCAAGUGCCAUGCCCUUGGUAUGGAAGAUGGUAGGAUCCUUGAUUCUCAAAUAACAGCUUCCAGUGUAUACUCUUCUUCUUGGGCAGCUCACAAAGGACGACUGAAUAAUGCUGCUGGCUCUUGGCUUUCGUCCGGUACGGUCUCUCAGUGGCUGCAGGUUAACUUGCUGAAGAAAACAUUCAUCAAAGGUGUGGCUACUCAAGGAAGGCACGAUGCGUAUCAGUCCACAAAGACUUAUCAGCUGUCGUACUCAGAUGACGGGGCAUAUUGGAACAUUUAMAAAGAGAAAGGAAUCGCGAGGACCUUCCAAGGUAAUACCCAACCCAAUAUUAUUGUCAAGAACAUGCUGACAGAACCAUUCACAGCAAAGUUUGUGCGACUUUUAACGACACCAUACCCUGGAAACCGGGCUGUUUUACGAAUGGAACUGUAUGGGUGCCAUGUUUAAAGUAAAUUGUUUAUAGCUGCAGGGAAAUUGUUGGCUGACAUAAGCUAGAACAAAAACAAUUGAAAGAAUACAACAGCAUAACGUAAAACACAAAGAUGCGACUAAAAUCCGUUGAUGAUACUUACCCCUAACUCUAUAUAUUUUCAAUAUUGAUUCU
Messenger RNA from Actinia tenebrosa (Australian red waratah sea anemone), 1090 nucleotides. RefSeq names its product lactadherin. Gene Ontology annotation, molecular function: signaling receptor activity. Lineage: Eukaryota; Metazoa; Cnidaria; Anthozoa; Actiniaria; Actiniidae. The record is from RefSeq and is a predicted model, not a curated record. Gene Ontology annotation, cellular component: plasma membrane.